Molecule: messenger RNA, 5322 nt
Organism: Closterium sp. Naga37s-1
Lineage: Eukaryota; Viridiplantae; Streptophyta; Zygnematophyceae; Desmidiales; Closteriaceae
Source: the annotation of a GenBank genome assembly
AUGGCUAGUCUCAAUGUUCUUACCUUUGAUGCUGAGGGUCGUGCUGUUGACUUUGAGGUCUGGCUAGAUGAUCUGCAGCUUUUCCUACAGUGCGAUAGCAAGGAUGGCCUCUCACUGUUCGAUCUCACGUCUGGCGCCUCUACUGCCCCUGCUGCUGAUGCUGACAGUACUGUUCGCUCGCAGUGGCUCACGCGCGAUGCUGCUGCUCGUCUUGCUGUGCGCAAUCACCUGCCGUCUACUGAGUGUGCGCACUUUAGUCAGUACAAGAGUGCUAGGGCUCUGUACGACGCUGUAGUUGCACGCUACUCCUCCCCUACCACUGCUGCCCUCAGCCGCCUCAUGCUGCCGUACCUCUUUCCUGACCUUGCCGCCUUUGCCACUGUUGCUGACCUAGUUGCUCACCUCCGCACUAGUGACGCUCGCUACCGCGCUGCCCUUCCCACUGAGUUUCUUCCCACGAACUCCCCCCCCAUGUACAUCACCCUUUACUACCUAGUCACCCGCCUCCCUGACUCUCUCUCCUCAGUUAGGGAUCACUUCCUCUCCCUUUGCCCCACCGAGCUGACUGUCGACUUGCUAGAGGAGCGCCUUGCUGCAGCUGAGAAGAGUAUCUUAGCUGUAGGUGCUUCUCGCGGCGACCGUCGCACCCCCUUCUUUGAGGGGUGUUCCCCUGUCCCCCUUCUCCCCUCUGUUGCCUCUGCUGCUGCUGUCGACCUCGUUGGCACUGAGGAGGUCGGCGCUGCGUCUGCCUCUACUGGGCGACGCCGCCCCGGCAAGGGCAAGGGCAGCAGGGGUGGUGGAGGGGGCGGUGGGGGAAGCGGUGGGGGCGGUGGAGGGGGUGGUGGAGGAGGUGGAGGUGGUGGUGGGGGUGGUACCAGGAGUGGGGGAGUCGGUGGCGGCAGUGGAGGCCGUGGCAGCGGUAGCGGAGGGGGUGGAGGCGGCGGCAGCGGUGGUGGAGGUAGCGGAGGAGGUGGUGCUGGUCGGGGUGCGGCUACGCCGCGUGGAGGCCUUGGUGGCAGCCAGCGCCAGCAGCAGCAGCGCACCCGUGAGACCCCGUCGGUUCAGCAGCUUCGUGAGUGGUACGCUGGGCGUGGGAGGUCUGGGGGUGCGGGUCCCUGCUCUUACGUUCUUCGCACCGGCACUCGGAGUGGGGAGGUGUGUGGUCUCCCACACACCACGCAGCGCUGCUUCGGCCGCUUGACUGACGCUUGGCGUGCCCAGUUUCCUGACGCUGUUGAGCUUCCUCGUUGGCAUGAUCUGCUUCUGCAGAAUGUGCCUAUCUUUGAUCUAGACUUUGAUGCUAUCCUUGCUGCCAUGUAUGCUUUUGCUGAUAUUACUGAGGGUGACUGUUACCUGCGUGUCCCGCCCGACCCGGGCACUGUGGCUGCUGCUCUGGGUGCUAGUGCGGCUGCUGCUCUAGGUGCUCGUGCGUCUGCUGCUCCAGGUGCUGGUACGUCUCCUCUCUCUGGUAAUGCACCUACUGAGUCCUUUCACACCUUCACACUUGACUCUGGUGCUUCGCGCUCUUUCUUUAGAGACAGCACCACGCUCACGCCGCUCCGUCGGCCUGUUGCGGUCUCCCUUGCUGACCCCUCCGGGGGCCCAGUCCUUGCACACUCCUCCAUGGUUCUACCGUGUCCUGCGGCCCCGUCGGGCUUGCUGUCGGGACUCCACCUCCCCUCGUUCUCUACGAACUUGGUGAGUGGAGCUGACCUCCAGGACGCGUGGGUUGACCAGUUCACCCCUGGAGGUCUGGUCCUGCGUCUGCCCCCUGCUCGUGUCGUCCUCUGGCGCACGAGACUCUCCUUUGGCACCACCGCCUUGGUCACCCCUCCCUGCCUCGUCUUCGAGGUCCCGCAGCGCGCCGCUCCUCACUCCUCCUCGUUUCCUCCGACUGAGGCCCCUCUGCAGACUCUUCACAUGGACGUGUGGGGCCCAGCCCGCGUCCGUGGACAGGGUCAUGAGCGUUACUUUCUGCUGGUCGUUGACGACUACUCGCGUUACACCACAGUCUUCCCCUUGCGCAGCAAGGGUGAGGUCACUGAGGUGUUGAUCGACUGGAUCCGCGGUGCUCGUCGCCAGCUUAGUGAGAGUUUCGGCUCCGACCUUCCUGUUCUGCGUCUGCACUCAGACAGAGGCGGGGAGUUUUCCUCCGACCUCCUGAGAGCCUUCUGUCGGUUGGAGGGCAUCCGCCAGACGUUCACGCUUCCGGCCUCCCCGCAGCAAAAUGGGAUUGCUGAGCGCCGAAUUGGCAUGGUCAUGGAUGUCGCUCGUACGUCCAUGAUCCAUGCGGCUGCUCCCCAUUUUCUGUGGCCGUUCGCGGUUCAGUGCGCUGCGCAUCAGAUCAACCUUCAGCCUCGUGUCUCCUUGCCGGAGACCACACCUACUCUGCGGUGGACGGGGAAGGUUGGCGAUGCGUCCGCGUUCCGUGUCUGGGGAUCUCAAGCUUUUGUCCGCGAUACUACAGCGGACAAGCUGUCCUCCUGUGCCGUUCCCUGUGUCUUCCUUGGCUUCCCUCCUGACGCACCCGGGUGGCAGUUCUACCACCCCACCUCGCGUCGUGUUCUGUCCUCUCAGGACGUCACGUUUGACGAGUCGGUGUCGUACUACCGUCUCUUUCCCUACCGCACUGCCUCUCCCCCCCCCCCGCCACUCUUCCUGGCACCAGGUACUCCCCUGGUAGACCCCCUCCCCCCCCAGGGUCCUGCCCCCUCAGGUGUGUCCCAGGUAGACCCUGCCGAGCCGGUCGAGUUAGCUGUCGCCUCAGGUGCUGCUAGGGGUGCUGAGACUGGGGGUGCUGAGUCUGGGGGUGCUGAGACUGGGGGUGCUGAGACUGGGGGUACUACACCUGCGCGUGCUGCGUCUGGAGGUGUUCUCGGUGUCCCGUCGCGGCGGGAGCCUCUCUCUCCACUGCGCCUUCGUGAGUGGUACUCUCGGCGCGGUCGGGUUGCUGCUGGUGCUGGGGCUGCUGGAGGUGCUGGAGGUGCUACUGGUGCUGCUGGAGGUGCUGGCGCUGCUGGAGGUGGUGCUGGAGCUGGAGCUGCUGGAGGUGCUCCGGGUGCUGGUGCUGCUGGAGGUGCUGCUGGUGCUGGAGCUGCUGGAGGUACUACUGGUGCUGGUGCUGCUGGAGGUACUGGAGGUACUACUGGAGCUACUGGAGGUGCUGGCGCUGCUGGAGGUGGUGCUGGAGCUGGAGCUGCUGGAGGUACUCCAGGUGCUGGUGCUGCUGGAGGUGCUGCUGGAGCUGCUGGAGGUACUGCUGGGACUGGAGGCCAUGGGGCUGAGGGUACCGGUUCUGUCUCUGCUGUCUUUGGAGGCGCUGCGCGGCCGCGGCCGUACUACGUUCCGCUCCUUCAGCAGCGUGUCCCUCUGCCCUCUCCUCCUACGUCCUCUCUUCCUGACGGUCCGGACCCGGAGUCUGACUCCCUUCGUGCUGCUAGUCCUACUGUCACCCGCUUUCUGGCCACUGCUGUCACUGACCCUCUGUUUGAGUCCUCUGCUGCGUCUCCUCUUGUUGCUGAGCUUGUUGACUUUGCUGCGGCCUGUCGCCUAGACUACGCUGCUAGUCUUGUUACUGAGUCUACGUCUGCGUCUGUCUGUCCUCCGUCCGUCGGGGGUGAGUGUGCUCUUGGCACGGACGUCCUUGAGGACAGACAGGAGGACCUUGAGUGUUUUGCUGCUGCUUCACCUCAUCUCGUGUCCAUGCUGCUUGCCCCUGAGGGAGACCCGGAUGCACUAGACAUCCCGACCCCACGCUCUUACGCAGAGGCGAUAGAGGGUCCCUACUCCUCUCAGUGGCAGGCAGCCAUGGACGCAGAGAUGGCUUCCUGGAAGUCCACAGGCACCUACGUAGACGAGGUUCCCCCACCUGGGGCGAACAUCGUUAGUGGCAUGUGGAUCUUCAGGGUGAAGCGGCCGCCGGGUUCUCCGCCUGCCUUCAAGGCGCGUUACGUUGCACGUGGCUUCAGUCAGCGACAGGGAGUUGACUUCUUUCAGACCUUCUCCCCUACCCCGAAGAUGACCACUCUUCGGGUACUGCUGCACGUUGCUGCUCAGCGUGACUACGAGCUCCACUCGCUUGACUUCAGCACAGCCUUCCUACAGGGCAGCCUGCACGAGGAGAUCUGGCUGCGCCGCCCACCUGGCUUCACUGGGUCGUUUCCUACUGGUACCCAGUGGAGCCUCCGGCGGCCAGUCUACGGUCUCCGCCAGGCGCCCCGUGAGUGGCACGACACGCUCAGGACGACUCUUGCUGCUCUUGGUUUUGCUCCGUCCACUGCUGACCCUUCUCUGUUUCUACGCACUGACGCUACUCUGCCGCCGUUCUACGUUCUUGUGUACGUAGACGACCUUGUCUUUGCUACUGCUGACACGGAGGCACUCGCCCACGUGAAGUCCGAGCUGCAGAAGAGACACACGUGCACAGAACUGGGUGAGCUGACAAGCUAUCUUGGCUUGCGGAUCACCCGGGACAGGGCACAUCGCACCAUUACCUUGACUCAGUCACACAUGGUGCAGCAGGUCCUUCAGCGCUUCGGCUUCACCUACUCCUCGCCACAGUCCACUCCUCUGCCUACCGGUCACUCGCUCUCAGCUCCACCUUCGGACGAGUCCAUAGAGCCGAGUGGCCCGUAUUUAGAGCUUGUGGGCUGCCUCAUGUACCUGAUGACUUGCACACGACCUGACCUUGCAUACCCUCUCAGCCUUCUGGCUCGCUACGUGGCUCCCGGCAGGCACCGAAAGGUGCACUGGGAUGCUGCGAAGAGGGUGUUGCGAUACUUGUGCAGUACAUUGGGCAUGGGGCUCGUGCUUGGAGGACGGGCUCGAGUUGUCCUCACUGGUCACGCUGACGCCUCCUGGGUUGACGACUUGGCUACGCAGCGGUCGUCACAGGGUUACACCUUCAGCCUUGGCUCCGGUUCUGUCUCCUGGCGGUCUACCCGCUCUUCUUCUGUUCUCAGCUCCAGUUGCGAGGCUGAGAUCUACGCUGGGGCCAUGGCUGCACAGGAGCUUCGCUGGCUCACCUACCUGCUGACCGACUCGGGAGAGGCGCCUCGUUCUCCUCCAGUUCUGUACGUCGACAACAAGGCCAUGCUGGCCUUGUGUCAGGAGCACAGACUGGAGCACAGAACGAAGCACAUUGCUCUGCGCUACUUCCUUGCUCGAGAAUUGCAGCAGCGUGGCCAGCUUCGUCUUGCUUACGUGGCCUCUCAGGCCAACACUGCUGAUGUUUUCACCAAGGCACUUCAGCCUUGUGAUCAUCAGCGUUUCUGUACUGUGUUAGGCCUUGUACCUACUGUGCCUCACUUGUUGACUUCUUGA